This is a messenger RNA of Oncorhynchus kisutch (coho salmon), 1107 nucleotides long. Its product is annotated as calcitonin-1-like. The transcript is spliced from 3 exons. Bases 288 to 719 code for a protein of 143 amino acids. Gene Ontology annotation, molecular function: hormone activity; calcitonin receptor binding. The record is from RefSeq and is a predicted model, not a curated record. NCBI's taxonomy places the organism in Eukaryota, Metazoa, Chordata, Actinopteri, Salmoniformes, Salmonidae. Gene Ontology annotation, cellular component: extracellular region. Gene Ontology annotation, biological process: adenylate cyclase-activating G protein-coupled receptor signaling pathway; regulation of cytosolic calcium ion concentration.
AGACUAGAUGGCUCACUCUGAUAGCAGGGUACUAGGGACUUUGGUAGGACUGUCUCAUCGCAGAAGGGAAGAGAAUUCUUUGGGACAGGGAGAGUGAGAUGGGGAGCUUCUUCACUCCCAGUAGAAUAGUGAGCAACUGAACUGAGAUGGAUGGAGCUUACAUGCGAUAAGUCAUGUGUAGGGACAAACAAAGAUGUUUGUUUUGAUCCGAAUUAAAUGCUUGUCCUAUUCUGCUUUGAGAGGAAUGUGAAUGUUUUUAAAGCCAAGUUUCUGUGGUUGUGGAUGUAAUGUGUUUUACAGCAGGGACCAUGGUUAUGAUGAAGCUCUCUGCCCUCCUCAUUGCCUGUUUCCUGGUCAUUUGUCAGAUGUACAGCUCACAUGCAGCUCCAGCCAGAACUGGUUUAGAGUCUAUAACAGACCAAGUCACGCUAACUGACUAUGAAGCCCGAAGGCUACUCAACGCCAUCGUCAAGGAGUUUGUUAAAAUGACAUCAGAGGAACUGGAGCAACAAGCCAAUGAAGGAAAUAGCCUGGAUAGACCCAUGUCCAAGCGUUGCUCCAACCUCAGCACCUGUGUGCUGGGCAAACUGUCCCAAGAGCUGCAUAAAUUGCAGACGUACCCCCGCACCAACACGGGAAGUGGCACGCCUGGCAAGAAACGCAGCUUGCCUGAGAGCAACCGCUAUGCAAGCUAUGGAGACUCAUAUGAUGGAAUCUGAGCGGUCCUCCCCUCCAUCAGCCCUAGCUAACCUGACCCCUCUGUUCCAGCCUAGCCUGAUGAUUGCUGAUGCAUGUGAAUCUUGCUUGACCGACUGCAGAGAAACCUUGAUGUCCCGCAAUGUCCCUGCUCUCUUUUUCUUUAGUUAAAAUCCCCCUUUUUGACAGAGAAUAAAAUAUAUAAGUACAAAGCAGAGUCCAAUCCUUUAGAUUUAGAAAGUGAAUAAGGAUUUAGUAGCACUUCCCUAUCUUAAGGUGUAUGAUAUCCCUUUACUAUACAGAUAAUUUACAAUAUAUACAAAGUCUUAAUCAAAACCAAAAUUCUUAAUCAAUGCUUCUUUCAACUGUGACUAGGGUUCUUGUUUAAUAAACUUUUUUUUUAUACCAGAA